CAGCCAGUCUGUUUGUUUACUCCAGACAACACAAAGGAAAAAAAAGAUUUGGCCAAGGAAAUUAUGAAAAAUUGUAUUAAAAGUUAAAUUUCGUCUCAGAAAUUAUUUCAAUUCCAAAAUAACAAUGAAUACUUCAUCAGAGACUGCGGCUUCUACACCAACAAAGCAAGUUAAAAUCGAUAGUUGGAUGGACGAAGUUUUGCGCAGUAAUAACGUAACUAACAAGGGUGGAAGACGUUAUUCGAAUUUACUCGAAAUGGAACGGUUUGGAAAUUCGAACAUUUCAGAAGAUGUAAGUCCUACAGAAGAUAUUCCGAUGCUGCCAGACGCAGAUGACCUAGCAGAAAGUCUUUUAUAUAAUGAAUCACCAAACUUGCCUUCUGUUACAACCUACAAACAGUUGGGCUCUGAUAUCUUUCAUAAGAGCAAAUCAGCACUAGGAUGCCUAGACGAGAUAGAUAUUUCGGUUCUAACUGAAACCCUAGAGUCCGAGGUGGAUAUUGAUGAACCAGACGAACCAUGGACUUGGGAUAAACUGUUUGCUCAAUUAUCAAAUAAAAUAAGUACUGAAACUAAAAUGGUUGAUGCAGGGAUUUAAAAACAAUGUAAAUUUUCAUCACUGUAUUAAUUAUUUGUAUUGCUACUAUCAAUUAUGUAUAACGUCUCAUCUUCUAAAUUUUGUAUGCUAUCGGGAAGCAGCAUAUUUUCCUCAGCGUAUGGUAAAAUAUCACAAAUCAGUGAUGAUUCAACGUUCAAUAUAUACUCGCAUGGUCGAGGUUCCAAUAGGUAAAGAGCAAUGGCAUUUGAACUUGCAGAAUGUUCAGUGCACUUUAGUUUUACCUCAA
Molecule: messenger RNA, 845 nt
Organism: Malaya genurostris
Lineage: Eukaryota; Metazoa; Arthropoda; Insecta; Diptera; Culicidae
Gene: IFT43
Product: intraflagellar transport protein 43 homolog
Exons: 4
Coding region: 125-598 (157 amino acids)
Biological process (GO): intraciliary retrograde transport
Cellular component (GO): intraciliary transport particle A; cilium
Source: RefSeq, a predicted model, not a curated record